AUGGUGCUGGAUGCCACCUUCUCAAAAGAGAGGCGAGACUGUCGCUUCUCCCAAGUCCUGAUAGACGGCGGUAGCAGCAUCAACAUCCUCUACCACGACACCUUGGAGAAGCUGUCCAUCAAGGAGAAGCAGCUCCAGCCCAGCCGGACCGUCUUCCAUGGCAUUGUAUCUGGCCUUUCCUACUCCCCAAUCGGCAAGAUCAAGAUAGACAUCCUCUUCGGAGAUAGACAUCACUCCCGCCGGCAUAUUUCCUUCACCAAGGGCAUCAUCAUUAUAGCUGGCGACUACCAGAAGUUGGCUGCAUAUGCUGCCGCCAGUAGCCGGUUGGCCGAGUCCCUCGUCAUCGCCGCAGAGAAGCGACUCCUUGACCAGGUUGUGGCCAUGGACAGCAAGCAGCUAGACCUGUCGCCAGACCCCAAGGAGCCGGAAGCCCAGGGCUCAUUCCAGCCAACCAAAGGGACCAAGAAGAUCCCCUUGGACCCAGAGCACUCGGAGAGAUUCGCUGUCGUAGGGGCCCACCUUGAUAGCAAAUAG
Aegilops tauschii subsp. strangulata is the source of this 534-nucleotide messenger RNA. RefSeq lists its product as uncharacterized. The record is from RefSeq and is a predicted model, not a curated record. NCBI's taxonomy places the organism in Eukaryota, Viridiplantae, Streptophyta, Magnoliopsida, Poales, Poaceae.